AUGGACAGACAAACUUACACUCAGAAGAGAAAUGCGACUGGUCAUCAUGCUAAAACUAACACCGAUGAACAUAUUUUUUCAAGCUCUCUUGACGAUUACGAAAUCCAUAAAAAUAGGCCUAUAGGAUAUGGCGCGUCUGCCGUUGUAUAUAGUGCCUUAUAUAAGCCGCUUAACAAGAAAGUAGCUGUCAAAAUUAUUGAUUUGGAUUAUUUUGAACGAAAUCAAAUUGAUGAAGUUAGGAGAGAAACGCAAUUAAUGUCCUUGUCAAAACAUCAAAACGUAUUAAGAGUUUAUUGCUCUUUUGUCAACGAAUCGAAGUUAUAUAUUAUAACACCAUACAUGUCAGCUGGUUCCUGCUCAGAUAUUAUGAAGUCUUCAUAUCCUGAGGGGCUGGAAGAGACAAUUAUAGCCACCAUUUUGAAACAAGCACUUCAAGGAUUAGAUUAUUUACAUAGAAAUGGUCAUAUUCACAGAGAUGUAAAAGCUGGUAAUCUUUUGGUGGAUGAAGAUGGAUCAGUAUUACUUGCUGACUUUGGUGUGGCGUCUUCUCUAACUGAAAAUGGUGAAAGGAAAGGGCUUCGGAAAACUUUUCCAUGUUGGAUGGCACCUGAAGUUAUGGAACAUGAAGGAGGAUAUGAUUAUAAGGCUGAUAUUUGGUCUUUUGGAAUAACCUCUCUUGAAUUAGCAACAGGUCAUGCACCUUUUGCAAAAUAUCCACCACUCAAAGUUAUCAUGGUGACACUAUCAAACGAUCCCCCCACUCUUGAAAGAGAUUCAACUAAACAUAAAUAUUCAAAAUCGUUUAAAGAAAUGAUAGAUUCAUGUUUGCAGAAAGAUCCAACAAAAAGGCAAGCUAAAAAAAAGGAAUACUUGUAUAGUAAAUUAUUGCAAAGUUUACCACCAUUAGAAGAUCGGCCACACAAAAGGGUUCAGCAAAAGCCUAUUAGCUAUACUAAAGGAGUUACAUGGGAUUUUGCUAUUGAUAGUGAAUAUCGAAACGAAGAUACAUUAAUUGAGACAGAAGAUAUGAAAGUAAAACAAGACAAAAAAGCUGUAAAAUUUACAAUGCAAUCUGAAGAAUCUGAAAUUGAUAAUUCAACUAAUACUCAGCCAAAAAAAUCCAGAUUUUCAGUCGAAGGACAACCACAAUCAGAAGAGAUUAUAAAAGGAAGAUUCAGUAUCAUUGAAAGUAAUUCAUCGAAAGAAAAAUCAACCCCAAUAAAUUUACCAACUGAAUCGGAUAGUAAUGGUCAAAAAAUAUCUUCGGUGCAAGAACAAUCUAAUGAAAGUUUAUCAGUUAUUCCAUCCACAAAUACCCCUAAUGAAAGUCUUCUCCAGCUCCCUUCAUCACUAUCCCGAGAUUCCUCUUUACAGAGUGAUUCUUCUUCAAUUGAGGAGAUUUCUCAAGUCAAAAAUAAUCGAUUCCAAUCUGGCAGUAGCAUUAAUACUGAAUCAUCUACCAUCAAAAAUACAGAAAAAAUAGUGGGCACUAAAAAAGGUAGAUUUGAAGUAUCAAAUUGA
Entrophospora candida is the source of this 1521-nucleotide messenger RNA. NCBI's taxonomy places the organism in Eukaryota, Fungi, Glomeromycota, Glomeromycetes, Entrophosporales, Entrophosporaceae. The record is from the annotation of a GenBank genome assembly.